AUGGCUUCUAGACUCGAUCAAGCACUUGAUGAAGUUAUCAAGGACAGAAGAAGUGAGAGAUCUGGUGGUGAAAGAAGAAAUAACAACAGAGGCAACAGAAAUGGAGGCGACUUUACUCGUAGACGUCAAGUCGAUAGCGACAAUGUUAUUCGUAAAAGAUUAGGUCCUUCUGAUACAAUCAAGUCUUUUGUUCGCACUGUUAAUGUUCAAAGCGAUAGCAGAGGCAGCAGAAAUGUAAACAGUACUUGGGCUCAUGAUAUGUUUGAUGACGAAAUUCCUCCCAUCAUCUCUAGACUUGGUGGACGCGGAUCUUCUAACGGUAGUAACAGAGGUUCAAUAAUCAAUGUUGAAAAUCUUCAUUAUAAUGUCACUGAAAAGGAUCUUGAAGAGUUGUUCUCUACCGUUGCUGACGUAGUUUCCGCCAAACUCGUGUUUGAUCUCUCUGGUCGUUCAACAGGUGUCGCCACUAUCAAGUAUAGCUCUCUUGACGAUGCCGAAAAGGCCGUGAAAAAAUACAACAAUGUUGAACUCGAUGGCCAAGCGAUGCGCAUUGAAAUAAAGGAAUUCACGUCUCGUCCACCUCGAGUUUCUGGCGGCCGCUUCAACAAUAACCGCCUCGAUUCAAGACGUAAUGAUAGAGGAAAUCGUAACGACAGAGGACGUAAUGACAGAGCUAGAGACAGUAGAGAUAGUCGCAAUAAUGAUCGCGGAGGUCGUGACAGUCGUGAUAACGAUCGUGGGGGUCGUUCAAGAAAUAACAACAAGAGAGACGACCGUUCAAAGCAAACAAAGACUGCUGAAGAUUUGGAUAGGGAAAUGGACAGUUAUAUGAAAUCAACUGCUAACAAUGAAGAUACUGAUAUGAUUUUGGACUAA
This is a messenger RNA of Mucor mucedo, 876 nucleotides long. RefSeq lists its product as uncharacterized. Gene Ontology annotation, molecular function: mRNA binding. Bases 1 to 876 code for a protein of 291 amino acids. Gene Ontology annotation, cellular component: nucleus. The transcript has 4 exons. The record is from RefSeq and is a predicted model, not a curated record. Gene Ontology annotation, biological process: mRNA export from nucleus. Lineage: Eukaryota; Fungi; Mucoromycota; Mucoromycetes; Mucorales; Mucoraceae.